Messenger RNA from Poecilia latipinna (sailfin molly), 986 nucleotides. RefSeq names its product lanC-like protein 2. The coding region runs from base 25 to 381 and encodes 118 amino acids. Gene Ontology annotation, biological process: peptide modification; carbohydrate metabolic process. Gene Ontology annotation, cellular component: plasma membrane. The transcript is spliced from 3 exons. NCBI's taxonomy places the organism in Eukaryota, Metazoa, Chordata, Actinopteri, Cyprinodontiformes, Poeciliidae. The record is from RefSeq and is a predicted model, not a curated record.
GGUUGAAGUUGUCAGGAUGAACUCAUGUUCCUUCUCCCUGACUGUGUCCUGCAGAUGUUCAAAGAGGAGAAAUACCUGAAGGAGGCAGUAGACUGUGCUGAGGUCAUCUGGCAGCGGGGCUUGCUAAGGAAAGGCUACGGUAUCUGCCAUGGGACCGCCGGCAACGGCUAUGCCUUCUUAACCCUAUAUAAGCUCACACAGGAGAAAAAGUUCUUGUAUCGAGCGUGCAAGUUUGCUGAGUGGUGUUUGGACUAUGGGACUCAUGGCUGUCGCAUCCCAGACAGACCAUACUCUUUGUUUGAAGGUAUGGCAGGAACUAUCCACUACCUGUCGGAGAUGGCCAAUCCUGAAACCUCCAGCUUCCCUGCCUUUGAGCUUUAACCCUCCAGCUGAUGAGGCUGACGAUCGGGGGGACAGCAGGAGAUGGGGAUGGCGUGGUCAGGGAGAUGUCAGUAUUUGGACAACUUUGUUGUUGCUUUGGACAGAACAGUCCUGUUGGCAGCUGAAUUUCAGUGAAAUCAGUUGUUUCUGAAGAAUUCCUGGUUUAACAGCAUGAUCAAUGUUGUUGCUUAGGAGGUAGGGGUUUCAGGGGGAGGGAAGGAAAUAGAAGGGGGGAUUCCUGUCAGAUUAUUAUUCUGUGGAUGAGCAACAGGAAGGAUUCUGGAAACCUGUAUGUCACUCUUCCCUUUUGUCCGGUGGUGUUUUGGACUCCAUGAAGAACCUUCUCACUCAGAACGAUUCAUUGUCAGCUGACAGAGACAACAGCCCACCUUCUCCAAUCCAUUCCCCAUCGCACAGAGAAUGAGGUGUGAUGCUGUUCAGGUGUUAAAAUGCCUCUGCAUGUUCAUUAUUGCAGCACUUGGUGUCUCAUGUUCUGUUUGUAGUGUUUAAAAGGAUCCAUUCAGUUCUCCAUGUGUGUCAAAAUGUGCUAAAGUGUCAUCUUUGAUUUCAUAAUUGUAAACAAUAUAUGUGGAUUGAAGAAUCAA